Messenger RNA from Erigeron canadensis, 1725 nucleotides. Its product is annotated as zeaxanthin epoxidase, chloroplastic-like. Bases 1 to 1437 code for a protein of 478 amino acids. Gene Ontology annotation, molecular function: FAD binding. NCBI's taxonomy places the organism in Eukaryota, Viridiplantae, Streptophyta, Magnoliopsida, Asterales, Asteraceae. The record is from RefSeq and is a predicted model, not a curated record. The transcript has 10 exons.
AUGGCAACUACGAGUACUUCUCAGUGCUUCAUCAGGCCUUAUUACCACCAUCUCAACCAGCAAAAAUAUUUUACUCCUAAACUAUAUUUAAAUAGUAACUUUAAGGCCAAGAAAAAGUCCAUAAUCUGUGCAAGUAGUGUCACAAGAAACAGUUCUAAAAAAGUUUUGAAAAAAACAGGUGACAAAGAGACGGAAGUUAAAAAGUUACGCAUACUGAUCGCGGGUGGUGGGGUUGGUGGUCUUGUGUUGGCUCUUGCUGCGAAAAAAAGGGGGUUCGAGGUGGCGGUGUUUGAAAAAGAUUUGAGUACAGUGAGAGGCGAAGGAAUGCACCGGGGACCAAUUCAGCUGCUGAGCAGUGCGUUGGGUAUUUUGGUAGAUAUUGAUAAAGGCGUGGCUAACAAAAUUAUGGAGGCUGGUUGUGUUACCGGGAAUAGGAUCAAUGGCCUUGUUGAUGGCCUUUCUGGCAACUGGCUUGCCAAAUAUGAUAUCCUGUCCCCUGCAACUAAGAGAGGACUUCCAGUGACUCUAGUAAUUUGCAGAAUGGCUUUACAAGAAAUUUUAGUGAAUGCUGUUGGAGAUCACUUAGUGUUUAACAAUUCCAAAGUUGUUGAUUUCUCACAAGACGGUCAUAAGGUUGUGGUAACCCUGGACGAUGGCCGACUAUUUGAAGGUGAUAUCUUAGUUGGAGCUGAUGGAAUUUGGUCUGAGGUGCGUAAAAGGUUAUUCGGAGCACAAGAGGCAAACUAUUCAGGCUAUACGUGUUAUAGUGGACUAGCAGAAUAUAACCCCACAUACGUAAAUUCUAUUGGUUAUCGGGUGUUUCUGGGAUCAAAGCGGUACUUUGUUGCUUGUGAUGUAGGCAAUGGAAGAAUGCAAUGGUACGCCUUCCACAAGGAGGCUCCAAGAAGCAUUGAUGCUUCUACAGAGCGUGCAGGCAAAAAAGACAGGCUUUUGGAACUGUUUGGGUGCUGGUGUAAAGAUGUGACUACAUUGAUAGCUAAAACAAGAGAAGAAAUGAUUUUUCACAGAGAUAUAUAUGAUAGGGACAUGAUAUACUCAUGGGGGAUAGGGCGUGUUACACUUUUAGGAGAUGCUGCUCAUCCGAUGCAGCCUAAUCUUGGACAAGGUGGUUGCUUGGCUAUUGAGGAUUGUCACCAACUCAUUCUUGAACUGGAUAGCAUCAAGAAACAUGGGUCCGAUGCAACCAAAUCCAAUGAAAUCACUUCUGCACUCAAGAGAUACGAGCAGAAAAGGAUCUUAAGGACAAAGAUUGUGCAUGUAGUGACUCGUAUGGCAUCAAAAUCGCUUAGUCAUUACCAGCCUUUUGUAUACGUGUGGAAUCUUCGGCUGCCUCACAUGGUCUUCCAGAUAUGUCGACUUGUAUUGAUAUUAGUUUUGCCACACUUUAUGACCUGGUUGCUCACUGGGCAUUAUUGAUUAAAGUCUCGAAAGUGUAGGCUAGAUUAUGAUCUGUGCGUGAAGUAUAUAUGCCGAAACCAAGGCAAUUCUAGCUAGUAUCUGGUGACACAAUUGGCUACUAUUUUGUAUAUUCGAAUCAAAAGAUAUUUGGAUACUGAAAAUUUUCAAGGAAGUUAUUCCGAAAGUGUUUCAGUUACAGAAUACAUUACUAAUAUUGGACAGAAAUGAAAAUAUGUCUCUAUUUAGUGUUGAUUCUGUACUUGUAUAGCAUAAUCGAAAGAGUUACCUAUUCAAAUUGGUCACCCA